AAAAAAAACAAUUGAACAAAAAAGUAACAGCGAAUCGACAAUAUCAAGAUAUUAAGUAUUUAAAAUAAUUUUGAACUUCGCUUUAAUUUUUUAAACUGAUCUGUUCUGUCUCUGUGAAUCAAUUGUAGUUUUGUUAAGAGCAGACAUUUUCUGGGCUUAACUGAGGUUUGUUUGUUGGUUGGUUGGUUCUAUUUAUAGAGCUCAAACAACAAAAAUGAAUACUUUUUGCUGUUGUUUUUCAAUCUGAUUAAUUAGAAUCUUUGAUGGGUGAAUGAAAAAUGUGUAAAAUUAGGGUUUUGUUUUAGAGGAUGGGAUUGGGUAGUGAAGAUGAGAGCACAGUAAAGGGUUCAUCUUGGGAGAUGUGCAAAUCAAAGGGAAGAAAUAAUAAUAAGAAGAAGAAGAAGAAGCAAGUCAGUGGUAGUGGUGAUGUAAUAGAAGAUGCAGAGACUGGUUGUUGGUUUAGGUUCAGAUUUAUGGGAAGCUGCAUUUCUUCAAGAUCCAAAGUUGAUAGCUCUCUCAGUGGGGCCACUACUCAUUAUGCAGAAAGUAAAUCUACAAAUGACACAAGCAGAGACCAACCUACUGCUCCUGUAAUUUCAUCUACCACUACAAGUAAUACAGAAAGUAAUUCAUCCACUUCCAAACUCGAGGAGGAGCUUAAAAUUGCUUCUCGAUUGCGAAAAUUCACAUUUAAUGAUCUUAAGUUGGCGACAAGAAAUUUCAGACCUGAGAGUCUCCUCGGCGAAGGUGGUUUUGGUUGUGUGUUCAAGGGGUGGAUCGAAGAGAAUGGAACUGCCCCUGUCAAACCUGGUACAGGGCUUACUGUUGCUGUUAAGACCCUUAAUCAUGAUGGGCUUCAGGGUCAUAAAGAAUGGCUGGCUGAAGUAAAUUAUCUUGGUGACCUUGUUCAUCCUAACUUAGUUAAACUGAUUGGUUACUGCAUUGAAGAUGAUCAAAGGCUGCUCGUGUAUGAAUUUAUGCCUCGCGGAAGCUUGGAGAACCACCUAUUUAGAAGAUCGCUGCCCCUUCCAUGGUCCAUAAGGAUGAAAAUUGCGCUAGGCGCCGCAAAGGGUCUUGCCUUUCUUCACGAAGAAGCAGAAAGGCCAGUCAUUUAUCGUGAUUUUAAAACCUCCAAUAUCCUAUUAGAUGCGGAUUACAAUGCCAAGCUUUCUGAUUUCGGACUUGCCAAAGAUGGUCCUGAGGGAGAUAAGACGCAUGUAUCGACCCGUGUAAUGGGAACAUAUGGUUAUGCAGCCCCCGAAUAUGUGAUGACUGGGCAUCUCACAUCAAGGAGUGAUGUCUACAGUUUUGGUGUGGUUUUACUAGAAAUGCUAACAGGAAGAAGAUCCAUGGACAAGAACAGACCGAUUGGGGAACACAAUCUUGUGGAGUGGGCACGGCCUCAUUUAGGAGAGAGAAGAAGAUUCUACAGGUUGAUAGACCCUCGACUUGAAGGCCACUUUUCGAUAAAGGGUGCACAGAAAGCAGCACAACUGGCUGCUCACUGCCUCAGCCGUGAUCCAAAAACCAGGCCCCUGAUGAGUGAAGUUGUGGAGGUGCUUAAGCCUCUGCCCAAUCUUAAGGACAUGGCGAGUUCAUCAUACUAUUUCCAGUCCAUGCAAGCGGACCGAACAGCGGCGAGCCCAAAUGGCAAAAAUGGACACCGAACACAAGGAGGAUUGUCGAGGAAUGGACAGCAAAAUAGAAGCCUUUCGAUACCAAAUGGGUCCCAUGCAUCUCCGUACCACCAGCAGUAUCCCUAUCAAUCUCCGAAACCCAAUGGAAAACAGUAGGUACAGACAGACAGUGUCAGCAAGUAUGAGCUUUGUCCACUCCUUCCCAUCAUUCAUUUCUUUUUCCCUUGUUCCUAGUAAACAUGUAUUGAUGUGGAAGCAAAGCGUUUGUUCUUCGCACAUCAGAAAAGGCGGUGGCGGAAGAACAUGUCCUUUCCAUGUUGUGUUUAGACUGAUGACCUCACAACAUUCCUAGGCAGGUGAAGCUUAAGGUGCAAAAUGUCAGCUCGAACCAUAUGGUUCUACGAAAUGCCUUGAAAUGUAAAAACAUUAUUAACUUGAGUAAAACAUCUCUUAUCCCACAACCCUUCAUUCUCUCAACUCAUAUGAACUUGAAAUCAAAUUUUUA
This is a messenger RNA of Mercurialis annua (annual mercury), 2142 nucleotides long. Its product is annotated as serine/threonine-protein kinase PBL34-like. Gene Ontology annotation, molecular function: ATP binding; protein kinase activity. The coding region runs from base 309 to 1793 and encodes 494 amino acids. Lineage: Eukaryota; Viridiplantae; Streptophyta; Magnoliopsida; Malpighiales; Euphorbiaceae. The record is from RefSeq and is a predicted model, not a curated record. The transcript has 6 exons. Gene Ontology annotation, biological process: protein phosphorylation.